AUGUCGGAUAUCGACGCUGAAAUUUUGGCUUUGGCGGGAGGCGACGACUCUUCGGACGAGGAAACUGCCCCGGCCCAGCCGAAGGGAGCCUCGCCGAAGAGUCACGGCUCUGGCUCCAACAGGAACAACAGCGGCAGCAGCAGCGGCAGCAGCAGCAACAACAACAACAACAGCAACAACAACAACAGCAACAACAACAACAACAGCAACAGCCACAACAACGAUGGGGGAGAGUCGGAGGAGGAAAGUGGCGAAGUUUCUAGGAAGAAGACUGGCAACAGCUCCUCCUCGCGCCGAAAGCGGUCGAGAAAUGUGGCAGAUGAUGAUGAUGCUGAGCUCUCCUCCUCUUCCUCCCGCUCCCGCACCUCUCUUCGCUCUGCCGCAAUGUCCGAAUCAUCGUCCUCCGCCUCCCCACCCCCAGACCCAGACUCCCAAGGCCCGAUCUUCCCAUACGAAAAGCUCUUCCACUCCGCCAAGGACAAGGCUGAGGUAAUGGCCCUCCCCGAAAUCCAGCGCGAGCAGCUGCUCUCCGACCGCGCGCAGCAGGUCGAUCGACACAACCAGGACCUGGCCCUGCGUCGCCUGCUAGCAUCCCGUGAGCGCGAAGAGGCCCGUGCAGCUGAGAAAAUGAUGAAGAAGCGAAAAGUUGGCGCUACGGAUUUGGAGGAGAAGGAGAGCCAGCGGAAGAGCUCGAGGCAGAAGAUGACGCUGGGCGGUAGGAAGGUUGGGGAGACCUCUGAUGCGAUCGAGGCGUAUAAGAAGAGGAGGGAGAUGAAGGAAAAGAGGGAUGAGAUGCGUCGGAGGGAGGCGGGGCAGAGGAAAAGGGGGGCCAGAGAUAGCUCCGGGUCGCCGGAGGAUGGGCUUGUUUCGGACAAUGACGAUGCUGUUGCUGCUGCUGCUGCUGCUGCUGGCGGGCACAGUGAGGUUGAGUGGGAUGAUGGUGGUGGUGGUGAGGGUGGGGCGCGGAGGAGGUCAAGUUCGUUGCCGAAAGAUGACCCCCCGGCUGAGCUGAGGGAUAUUCAGCGCGUGAAGGUUGGACGGAGCAAUUUUGCGCAGGUGUGCUUUUAUCCUGGGUUUGAUCAGGCCAUUGCGGAUUGUUUUGUUAGGGUCGUUGUUGGGGUGAAGAAGGAUGGGGAGAAUGAGUAUCGGGUUUGUUCGAUUAAGAGAUUCGUUGAGGGCAGACCAUAUGCCAUGGAGGCUGCGAAUGGGAGGAAUUUCGUCACCACGCAAUAUGCCGUUCUUGCGCACGGCAAGUCGGAGCGGGAAUUCCCAUUCAUCGCCUGUUCAGAUUCGCCAAUCACUGAGCCCGAGUUCAACCGCUACCGCCAAACCAUGAUCGUUGAAGGGUGUAAAAUGCCCACAAAAUCCCAAACCGCCGCCAAAGUCACCGCCAUAAACCGGCUAAUAAACCACCCCUUCACGCGCGAAGAACUAGAAGAAAAACUCCGCCGCCAAGGCACAAACGACAACAAAACCAAAAUCUUCCAGCGCAUCCAGCUCGAACGGCGACGCCAAGAAGCCCUCACAUCCGGCGACGAGGCGGCCAUCGCCCAAUGCGAUGCCGAACUGGCACAAUUCGUCGGCCCCAAGUUAGCGUUCGGUACGGUGCUGUGCAAGCCGCGCUCGAAGGAGAAGACGCAGCAGGAGCGCCUGCAGGAGCUGAAUUUACGGAAUCAGAAGCUUAAUGCGGAGAGUGUAAGACGGGCGGAGAUUGAGGAGAGGAGGAGGGUUAGGCUUGAGGCGGAGCGGGUGGCGAGGGGGGAGGCGAUCAAGGAUCGCUUUGCUAGGGUUAAGACGAGGGCGAGAAUUCAUUAUGAUGUGCAUGGGGAUCGGUUGGUGCCGAAGGGGGCUGGGGCUGGGGUGAGGAAUGGGAGUGGGAAUGGAAAGGGUGAAGAGGAGGGGGGGUUUGUGAGUGAGGGGAGUGGGAUCAGUGGGGCUGUUACGCCGAUUACGGGGGCGAAUACGCCUAUGGCUGCGUCUGCGGGGGUUAGUAAUGGGAAUGGCAAUGUGACUAAGGCGGGGACACUGAAUGGUAGCGGUGCCGGUGGAGCGACGCCAGGAAAUGGUGGCAGUGGGAAUAAGCAGCGCAAGGGAAUUCCGGUUAUUAGGCAUCGGCCGACGGAUGAUGAGAAUAUUGCUGCGUUGGAUUUGGGAAUUGAUAUUGAGAUUUAG
Molecule: messenger RNA, 2172 nt
Organism: Paracoccidioides brasiliensis Pb18
Exons: 4
Coding region: 1-2172 (723 amino acids)
Cellular component (GO): Cdc73/Paf1 complex
Molecular function (GO): RNA polymerase II C-terminal domain phosphoserine binding; DNA binding
Source: RefSeq, a predicted model, not a curated record